Molecule: messenger RNA, 1239 nt
Organism: Strongyloides ratti
Lineage: Eukaryota; Metazoa; Nematoda; Chromadorea; Rhabditida; Strongyloididae
Product: Ribosome biogenesis protein WDR12
Exons: 2
Coding region: 1-1239 (412 amino acids)
Cellular component (GO): preribosome, large subunit precursor
Molecular function (GO): protein binding
Source: RefSeq, a predicted model, not a curated record
AUGACUUCCGGAGAUAAUCCUCAUAUUGCUGUGUCUUUUUUUUCUAGAGAUCCUAUAUUAAAUAUACCAGAUGAUAUCUUUAAUAUUCCAACAUCAUCAGAUGUAGAAAAAUUAAAUCUCCUCAUUAAAACUGCUAUUGAUGAUUGUGAUAUUAACUUUAAUUUUAUUGUUGAUAAUACUUUAAUAACAACUACAAUAGAUAAUUAUUUGAUUGAAAGUGGUAAAACAAUUGAAGGAUGUUUGAAAGUUGAAUGUAUUGGUAAACAAAAUCCUCCCAGACCUGAUAAAGAUAUACCUCAUAAUGAUUGGGUUGGUGCUGUUAGAGUUACUAAUAAUUACAUAAUUUCUGGUACAUUUGAUGGAGUAUUAAAUGUUUUUGAUCAUAGUGGAAAAAAUAUCCUUAAGAAAGAAAUUACAAAUGAUCCAAUUAAAUGUAUGGUUGUUAAUAUUGAUCAAAAUAAUGAUAAAGUUUUGUGUGUUACUGGACAUCAAGAUCAAACAUUAACUCUUAGUGAGAUAACAAAUGAUGAAAAUAAAAAAGUUCAAUUAGCAACAGUAGCUAUUUUACGUGGUCAUGCUAGAUCAGUAGAUUGUGUUGCAAUGAGAAAUGAUAAAAUUGUUUCUGGAAGUUAUGAUACUACCUUAAAAGUAUGGGAUACAAGUUUAACAAAAAAUGUUUUUACAGAUAACAAUAAAGAAAAAAAACAGAAACUUACUACUGUUACAAAGACACCACUUGUAACAUUACAAAGUCAUAAAGAAGGAAUAUCUGGAGUUUCAUGGAGUAAUGAGAAUGAUAAACAAGUUGCUACUGUUUCAUGGGAUCAUUCUAUUAUACUGUGGGAUCUUGAAACAUCAACUGUUUCUUCAAAAAUUGGAUCAAAUAAAAGUUUCACUUCAAUUGCAAUGCAUCCUUCAAAUUCAACAUGCAUUACUGGUUCAGUUGAUCCAAUUGCCAGACUUUAUGAUGUUCGAUGUAACACUGGAGCUAUGGUUAAAUGCUCUUUCCAAUCUCAUAAAUCGUGGAUUAGUGCUGUUGAUUGGUGUAAAACAAAAGAUCAUCUUUUUAUAACAGCUAGUUAUGAUAAUUCAGUAAAGAUGUGGGAUGUUCGUGCUCCAAAAGUUAAUCUUUAUGAUCUUUUUGGUCACGAGGAUCGUGUUCUUUGUGCUGAUUGGAGUGAUUUUGGUAUUAUAGCUAGUGGUAGCGUUGAUGCAACUGUUAAAACUUUUAGAACAUAA